This is a messenger RNA of Aphanomyces invadans, 4181 nucleotides long. RefSeq lists its product as hypothetical. The transcript has 12 exons. Bases 1775 to 2950 code for a protein of 391 amino acids. The record is from RefSeq and is a predicted model, not a curated record. Lineage: Eukaryota; Oomycota; Saprolegniomycetes; Saprolegniales; Verrucalvaceae.
UUUUCCCCAGUUUCAUUUGAUUUUAAUAUUGGAAAUUCCAGGUUUCAAUAAAAGUUGCGCGCCAAACGCAAGAUCGCAAUGGAAUAUCACCUGCUAAAUCAGGCGCGGGGGGCGAUUGGCGUCGGCGACAACGACUCAGUGGGAUGAAGGGGCGUUGGGGCCGUAGGGCCGGCGGGAUAAUGAAUCGAAAUUGGAGCCGGUGUCGUUCCGUUCGGGCGAUGGUAUCCCCGCGAUCUCCGUGCAUACAAAGCCACCGCCACAACAACAACGGCUCCAGCAACAGCACAAGCCACGACAACACUGAUGUUGCCUUGCCCCAGACCUGUCGUGCUCUUCGACGUGGAGUCCUUCACUUUGGAGCAUCGUCAUCGCUCCAAACACAACCCCACGCCCCCGUCUUGACUCGCUGGCACUGACUGUCGCGUGGUGCCUGGCACUUCCCCAGUUGACACAUGCGUCCACUCGGGUUUGUCCCAUGCCCUGCACAAACCGGCCCCGCGGUCAUGCAAUAUGUCGCGUCGCCUUCGACACUCACUUCGAUGCACCGUCUCUCAUCCCUGUGUGGUGAAGCUGUCGGGAUCGUGUCUGGUGUUGACGGUGUUGGACGAGCGGUGGUCGUGACGAAUUCGCGACGAAAAUGGGCGACAAACUCGUCGAAGGCCAGGUCGUCCACGCCGUGGCACGUCCGCGAAAGUGUGCGCGUAAUGUUUUCAAACACAACCUGGCACGGAAUCGAGUUGCGGAAGGCGGUAGUUUGAUCUUGUGUUGGCACAGUCGCACCGAAAAAGGCGUCGAGCACAUUGAUGCCGACGGCUUUGGUGCAAGCACGGACGCUGGCGUCAUUCAGGGACAAGGGCUUCAGAGCCACAAGUACGUCUUGGCGACUACAGUCUGUGCCGAGGUCAGCGCAGGUCAUCGACAGCGCGGCGACAGCUGCGGCUCGACAGCUGAGAGAGGCAACCAUUGAAGGCGGAAUGGCAGCGACAACCAAGUCCCGACUCAGAAGUCCAAUUUCAUCCGCGCUCGCCUCGACCUGGCCACCUGUCGGCAUCCCCCAGUCAUGAACCCGUGUGCACUGUUGAGUGUGCUUGCCACCCACCCGCAUCCAGAAACACUCUGUGGAGACUGUAGUCGCGGACCGUCCCGUGGGCUGUGGCAACUUCAUGGACGGCGUCCGUGAGAAGUGCAGUCUUGGGUCACCUGACCAAAGCAGACUCUUUUGUGAUAGGCACCGCCAGUUUAUCCGUCCAUGUGUGGCUUUCUCUGUUGGCUCCUCUUGUACGGAAGCGGCAUCCAAGUCCCUACUCCUGGGUUGGAGGGAGACGUAAGAGCCACCAACGUCGGCGUGGUCAAGUGGUCAAAGUUGGCGCUCUACUGGAACAGCAAAUGUCGCAAUGACGGCAAUCUGCGGUGGGGGUGGAGGAAGCACCCGUGGUCCCAUCUGAGCCUGGCAAAAGCCAUCUAUGAUGGAACUGGGCGAGAGCAUGAAGAAGGCCACCCGUCUGUGUGUCAACUACUACCAUCCAAGUCGCAAGAAUGAAUCGUCCCGGCAAAGCCAUCGUCACGAAAUCCUCAUCCAAACGUGCGUUCAAGGCGACGACUCGACUUGCGCUCAAAUGCCCGUCCGUUCUUCCCCUUUCACCAUCGCUCGUUGUCCCAAGCUAGCGGAUAUAUAUAGCCCCCGCCGCUCUCAUGACUGGUAUCCUUCCACGGCGACGCUUUGUUUUGUUCUUUAACAAGUGGGCCACCAACACACACAAUCUUCUCCGUUGAGAUGGGCCUCCAAGACCGUGUAAAACAACCCGUCAAGCCAUCGGCGCCCUCGUUGUCGGCCAGGAAGCAGCUGCGGCAGCGCACGCUGACGAACCAAGAGUUCGAGCAGCUUCGCAUGGACCUGGAGGACAUCUUGCAAGAAUUUGAGCCGGACAACGCAGAUACGGCGACGGCCCUCCUCAAGCAGUACGAAGGCCUCGAGGUUGAGCUCGUAGAGUGCUAUCGAUACUACUACACCAAGGACGGUCGCCCGCUCGAGCUCAUCGUGGACGCCGUUGAAGACACGGCGCUGUGCCAGGCGGCCAAGACGACUAUGGACAACAACCAAGUGGGUAGCGGGGGGCACAGUCUUGCCCAGUCAUUUCGAAAACGGCUGUCGUUGCCUAAGCCAGCGAUCGCCACGUACUUGAACGCAAAGUUAAUCGCCAAGUUCCGGAAGGCCCAAGGAAAGCCAACGGGGUCCAAAAUGGAAGGCAUUCGGGGGCCGGAAGUCGCGAGGAAGCCGCCAUCUCCCAAAGUUAAGCCGCAUCAACGCUUCCUCAUGGCUCAGCCGACCAAAGCCAUGGCUACGCUCAUCAACCGAGUUCGAGGAAACAGCGUUGGAGGCAGCUCUACCAAAGAUGAUGCCUUGAACCCGUUUGAAGUGAAGCCACGAAGUCGCAGUGAUGCAGGUCGGCGAGGCAGCGGGAUCGCCGCAGCGUCGGCCUCCCCCAUGGAAGUGCGAUGUCUUGACACGGGCGAAGCUCUGCGUGCAGACUACGUGAACCAACAAGUCUUGGAGCACAAGAAGGAGCUGUCGAAGCCAGGCGCGAAAAAAACGUUUCGAGACAAAGUGAUUGUGUUUUUGCAAAAGUACGACAUCGCGGCCGUCGACAGCGUCGACGAGCUGCUGGCGUUUGGUGGCAAGACGAACGAAGAAAUUUGGGAUGACCUCCAGAUCACGUACAAGGUGAACCAACGGUCCAGGUUGCUCCAGCUCUUCCAAAAGUAUGACCCCGACCGCGUCCCGACAGUCGACAUUCUGCUUGAAGACUAUGCAGGCCACAUCGAAGACAUGAUUGCGUACUACAAGGGCCGGUAUGCCGACCAGCGCCGCGCCGAUCUCAUCCGGAAUGACCCGUGCACUUGGAAUCCUGGCCAAGCCAACACGUACCAGCUUCUUCCUGGCGGGCAAUGAGUGCCUGUCGCUGCUGCCAUGUUUCACAUUGUCCAUGGUUCGCGACGACCGACUGUGCUGUCGCUGACCAGAGCGAUCGAUGGUAUCAAUCAGUAGCCGGCGUGGUGGGGAUAAAAUUUGAAAUUUGGAUUUGAAGCGUUUGUGGAAUUGGCGUGUGCAAGUCAAGGACAGCACCACGUUGCACGGCUUCCAUUGCGUCGGGACAAGAUCGAACUAGUCUUGGACGUCGUCGACGAGCAUGGCCUCGCGCCGGCUCGACGGCAACUCGAUCGAGUCGAGGAGGUGUCUGAAAAUGCACAGGAUUCUGUCGAGCCCAACGAGGACACCCGUGUCGACUUUGCCUUGAUCGAACUGGACGUGUGCAAAAUCGAUGAACCGGACGUCGACGCUGGCGGCGUUGCUGGCGUCGUACACAAACAAGAGAGAGCUCGCGAUGAAUUGGAACUCGGUUUGGGUCGCGAUCCAUGCUCGAAUCCGUUUGAUCUUUCGUAGAAACUGCGCAUGCUCCGGCGUGAGUCGUGUUUGAGUAGGGGAAACGUACUUGAACCACGCGGUCGGCGCGGGCUGCAAUUUGAAGGUGCUUCGAACGUGCUUCGUGGUGGCCGUUCUCGAAGUAUCGCGCAAAACUGUCUUCGAUGGCGUCCUCCGUCGUCAACGCGCGAAAGUAGUGCUUGUCGUAGUCGUGGAAUUGCCCCGUUGUGUCCCAGUACACUUUAAUGCCUUGCAGGCGAAAGCCCAUGAUCGCUUGCAGCGGACACUUGGCUGCUUCUAAAUCGAUCUUUGCCGGGGUUGCAGUCGGGUCGUACGAGUGCGUGCCAAUUUUGACGUCCAUGAUGCAGGGUUGCGUCAUGCCGCUUAAGAGGUCCUCAAGCUGCAGGUAUCGUCGAAGUUCUUGAGACGAAGGAAGCUCGACGACGCCGUAGAACACAGGGAAGUACGGCAAGCUUCUGGAUGCAAUGCGCUCGUAGAACGCGAGCUCGGUUUCACCUCGGUUCUUUGUCUGGAACGGCUUGAGUACCCUGCCUUGGUAUACUUUCAAGCUCGUCUUGUCGCACGAGUGGCCGCCAACUUGGUGCGGCAUGUCCUCAAGCACAUGCGUCCGCGUGUGGUGUUGGCGCUUCCAUGCGCGAUAAAGCAAAAUACCACCACCAGUCGUCGCAAUCGCCACCACGACGAUCGCGGCAGCGGAGUGUCGCGUCAUCGCACACCACACACACACCACCUUGACAUG